Drosophila erecta is the source of this 650-nucleotide messenger RNA. RefSeq lists its product as uncharacterized. Gene Ontology annotation, molecular function: protein binding. Lineage: Eukaryota; Metazoa; Arthropoda; Insecta; Diptera; Drosophilidae. The transcript is spliced from 2 exons. The coding region runs from base 26 to 463 and encodes 145 amino acids. The record is from RefSeq and is a predicted model, not a curated record.
UUGUACACUUUAAUCAGCGGAUGAGAUGCACGGAAGCAGCCAGCUGCCUUUGACCUUGGCUUUGGCCUUCGCGCUCCUUUGUGUGGGAUGCACCCAGGUCCACGCCCAGGACGGCCUCUUCCGGUGCAGUGUGCAGUACAGAUGCUCCGAUGAGAAAGAGUUGGCCUGGGCCAUGGCAGACGAACGUUGCUAUGUCUUUCACAACAAUUGCCUGCUGAAGGUGGAGCAGUGCGCCCGAAAAAGCAGUGGCAGAUCCGAGCUAGUUGAAACCAGCCGGGAGAUCUGCAAGCCCAGCUGCACCAAGGAUUGCCCGGUUAUCUACGAACCAGUCUGUGCGCAGAUCUUUCAGGAGGAGUACUUAACUUUUAGCAACGAGUGCGAGAUGCGAAACUAUAUUUGCACAAAUGAGAGGCCUUACUCCUUUUUGGCCGUCGGCGAAUGCGUGGAAGAUCCAGUUGGUUAAGCCUUUCAACUAAGGUUUACACAUAAUAAAACAACAAAUUGACCGGAAAGAAACACGUACUGUUCAGUGUUAAAAUGUAAUUUAACCCAAUUUCGCGCAGCGCCUUGACCAAAAACAGGAUCUACAAACCAAGUACAGCUAAAUAAAACGAAAAUAAAAGCAAAGCUGGCGCACAGAUGUGUUGCAA